GAUCAAUAAAUCCACUCUGUACACUACAGCCAAAAUCACCACCACUUUGUCUGUGUCGAGCUAGAGAUCUUCGAAUCAGGAGUGUUGGUAAUAAUGUUGCCGGAGAGAAGAAGUACGGUCGUUUCUUAUCUGAAUCCAUCUGGUCAGAAUGAUCAUUCGUUUCUGUUUCUUCGAAGAGGAAAGAAGUUUGGUCGGAUAGUGAAAUUGAAGCUCUCACACUUCAUCUUCUUCUUCGUGUCUCUCUUUUUCUUCUCUUGCAUAUUCUCUGGCCAUAAACUACUCUUUCAUGGUUCUGAGAUCUUGCCUCAUUUUGAGCAUAACCCUUAUAUGAAAAAUCAUCUGUUCACGUCCUCGGAGCUUGAUAUAGGAUUAAAACAAUCCAACAUCGAAAAACCACCUGGAAGCAAGAAGAGAAACAAGCAUUUGCCUUGUGAAGUUGCACUUGCUGAAUCUGUUAAUCACAUACUUGAGCCUGAGGAGUAUUUAAAUUUCAACCGAUUUUCGUUAGGCUUUGUAGAGACAGAGACAUAUAAUAAUCCUAGAUUUGGAGGGCAUCAAACGCUCAAGGAAAGAGAGAGAUCUUAUUCUGCGACAAAUCAGACAAUUCACUGUGGUUUUGUCAAAGGAACUGGAUUUGAUUUGAGCGAAAAGGAUAGGGCCUACAUGAAGAACUGUGUAGUCUCUGUGUCUUCUUGCAUUUUCGGAAGUUCUGAUUUCCUAAGGCGACCUGCAAGUAAAAAGAUCAGUGAAUUCUCCAAGCGAAAUGUUUGUUUUGUGAUGUUCGUUGAUGAGCAAACACUGUCGAAACUGGCUAGUGAAGGGCAUGUUCCAGAUAAGCAAGGAUUUGUUGGUUUGUGGAAAACUGUAGUAGUGAGCAAUCUGCCUUACACCGAUAUGCGAAAGACUGGAAAAGUUCCGAAAUUUCUAUCACACCGCCUUUUUCCUUCUUCUAGGUACUCGAUUUGGAUAGACAGUAAGAUGAGGCUAACUACAGAUCCUAUGCUGAUAAUUGACUUCUUCUUAUGGCGAACAAAAUCAGAAUUCGCUAUCUCUAACCAUUAUGACCGGCAUUGUGUUUGGGAUGAGGUGUUACAGAACAAACGGCUGAACAAAUACAACCACUCGGCCAUCGAUGAACAGUUUAUGUUCUAUCGAUCAGAUGGACUAAAGAAAUUUGACCCUUCAGAUCCUAAUUCUCCUCUUCCAAGUUAUGUACCUGAAGGUUCUUUUAUUGUUAGGGCUCAUACACCAAUGUCAAACCUCUUCUCCUGCCUUUGGUUCAAUGAAGUUGAUCGGUUUACCUCAAGAGAUCAAUUGAGUUUUGCAUACACAUACCUUAAACUUCAGAGACUGAAUCCGGAUAGACCAUUACGCCUAAACAUGUUCAAGGAUUGUGAGCGUCGUGCACUAACUAAACUCUUCCACCAUCGCGCAGAUUCAAGACCUCCUUCACCUCCUGCUUGAUUGAUUAUAAUCUAGUUGUGAAGGAUUGGCCUAAUUGCCAUUGCCAAUGAGCCAAGACACAAGCUUGGUAAAUUUACGAACCAAUUCACUCUGGAUAUAUCGGAUGAGCAGUUGCUGCUUACGGUUAAAGACACGGCAGCUACGGGUUUGUGAUUCUGUGAACUUCGCAUAACCGAAGCAAAGGUCUAUAUACAUUUGCGCUUACUGUUCUUGGCCUGUUAGAGACUUAACAGACUUGGAAGGAAUGAGCUUUAGAUAUUAGUGAUCUGACUUGCAUCUCCUUUAGAUUGUAAACAAAACGGAAAUCUAUACAAAACCACAAGUUGGCCACUGUAAUUUUUUUUUGUUUUUUUUUUGCUCUUUU
Eutrema salsugineum is the source of this 1828-nucleotide messenger RNA. RefSeq lists its product as uncharacterized. The record is from RefSeq and is a predicted model, not a curated record. The transcript has 10 exons. Bases 94 to 1464 code for a protein of 456 amino acids. NCBI's taxonomy places the organism in Eukaryota, Viridiplantae, Streptophyta, Magnoliopsida, Brassicales, Brassicaceae.